AUGAAAGGCGUCAUCACAUGACAUGCAAAAUGGCUGCCGUUGAGUGGAAGUGGAGAUGGACUUUUCUGUUUUUGUGCAUUCUUUACUUUAUGAUGUCGAUACCUCAAUCGUCACAGGCACAGAAUAGAACAUUUGAGAUUGACUACCUGGGGAACACUUUUGUUAAAGAUGGGAAGAGUUUUCGAUAUAUAUCGGGGAGUAUUCAUUACAUGAGAGUCCCUAAAGAAUACUGGAGAGACCGACUGAUGAAGAUGUAUGCAGCAGGACUGGAUGCCAUUCAGUUUUACAUUCCAUGGAACUUCCAUGAACCAGAAAAAGGACAGUAUGACUUCGAUGGACAGAAGGAUUUUGUGCAGUUUAUAAAGAUAGCACAGGAAGUGGGAUUACUGGUUCUCCUUAGAGCUGGGCCCUACAUCUGUGGAGAGUGGGACUUUGGAGGAUUCCCAGCCUGGCUCCUGAAGGAGGACCCAAAGAUGGUGUUCAGAAAAAUGGAACCAACUUAUAUCAAAUAUGUGGACAUCUGGAUGGACAAGCUACUACCCAUGCUCACUCCUCUUCUGUAUGAAAAUGGGGGACCGGUGCUGAUGGUUCAGAUUGAGAACGAGUAUGGUAGUUACUAUGCUUGUGACCAUGACUAUAUGGCCCACCUGUUUAUCAAGGCCAGGCAGAUUCUGGGGCCCAGGGCCAUAAUUUAUACCACAGAUGGGGAUCUACAGUCCAACUUUGAAUGUGGCCCUACCCCUGGGGCUUAUGCCACAACAGAUUUUGGUGUCACUCUUUUCUUCAAUCCUCAGAAGGCUUUCCAGCCACAGAGAGACUAUGAACCAUUUGGACCUUUAGUAAAUUCUGAAUUUUACCCUGGAUGGCUGGAUCACUGGGGGUACCCCCACUCUACGGUCAAUCUGGAUGUCUUCUCCAAAGCUCUAGACAUGCUGUUGGAUUACGGCGCCAAUGUCAAUAUGUACAUGUUUGAAGGAGGAACAAACUUUGGCUUUUGGAAUGGUGCUGAUUAUGAUGCAAGUUCUAAUGUACAGAAUCCAAUUAGUUCAGGAGCAAAUUACGCCCCCUUCCAAGCUGUGCCGACUAGCUAUGAUUACGAUGCCCCAAUGUCAGAGGCAGGGGACAUAACUGAUAAAUACAUUGCCAUUAGACAGGUUAUUUCCAAGUAUAAGCAACUUCCAAAUAUGCCCAUUCCACAAAACACUACAAAAACAGCGUAUGGAAAAGUUGAGAUGAACUUUAUGGCUACCAUUCAGGAUGCUCUGGAGACUCUCUGUCCAAAAGGACCAAUCAAAUCAGAGUAUCCACUGACAAUGGAGGCAAUAAGUCAGUAUCAAGGCUUUGUGUUAUACAGACACACUCUGUUGGGGGACACUCCUUCUGAACCUAAAACUCUUGAUCUUUCUGGUGUGCGGGACCGGGCCUAUCUCAUGAUAAAUCAGGUUCCUCAAGGUGUCUUUGAUCGUAAUGGACAGAAGACAAUGAAUAUAACUCUGAAGGUGAAUCAAACGAUCGAUAUUCUGGUUGAGAACAUGGGCCACAUUGGAUUUGGAUCGGAGAUGAAUAAUAAUUCCAAGGGUCUGAUUAAGAAUGUAACAUUUGGUGGCUCCUUGUUAACUGGAUGGCUUAUUUAUCCAUUGACCAUUGAGAACUUCAAACCAGCAAGUCUGACUGGAAUCUAUAGGGACAAACCCUUUGUGAAUGGCAACCUAACCACACCCUCCUUCUAUGUGGGUAAACUACACAUUCCGAAGACCCCUACAGAUACCUAUUUAGACAUGAGUAGCUGGGGCAAGGGUCAGCAUUUAAUUAUGUCAUUGUCCAUGUUCAAUGUUGGGCGAUACUGGCCAUAUGUUGGGCCUCAAGUCCGACUCUAUGUGCCAAAGCCAUUCCUAGCACCACCCCCUACCAUUAACUAUGUCAUCAUGUUUGAACUUGAGCAUGCUCCUUGUCAAAGUUCAGAUGAAUGUACCGUAGAAUUUGUAGAUCAGCCAUUAAUUAAUGCCACCCCCCACAAACCAAACUUUCAACGUGAGGAGACCAUGUUUUCCAGGAAAAAAAUAUCUGUGUGACAAGGAUGCUGAAAAAAUGAUAGACGGAGGUGCAUGAAAGAGGGAUUAAUGUUUCUUUCUACUAAACAUGCAGUCAAUAUUUUUGGAGUAUAACCUCAGUUAUCUGGAGUUAAUAUGGUACAGUAUGGAAGUGUGCCGGGAUCAAGUCUCUGUUUUAUAGACUUCAUUUUUCUCAGCUUGUGACAUUAUACAUGUAUUAAUGUUUAUUUGAUUAAUGUCCCACUCUAAACCCCCCUACCUUCCCAAGACUAAUGUAAUGUAUUUGUGCAUUUCAAAUCCUCUGAUAUACAAGAGAUCAUGCAAUCAUGGUAACUUGGCUUGAAUGGAAUGUAUCUGUGAUAUUGAAAUCAGGUAGAAUGAGAUUCAUCAAGUUGAGUUUUUAAUGUUCUGUGUGCAAUGUUCCUGAUUUUGUAUUGUUCACCACCUAGAAAAAGACUGUGUUCUGAGACGGGGCAUCUCAAUUAAUUAAUAGUUGCUACUUCAAGUACUUGGACAGGUCUUCUAAUAUUGACCUACUUUUAUUGACCUACAAAGUAGGUCAAGUGUGAUAGUUGUUGAGACUUUAUUAUUAAUGUAAAUAGGUGGUUGCAUUGUAAAACACCACUUUUAUGGUGUUUCAAAAGAAUAUAUGGGGAUAUAACUGUAUUUUGAAGCAUUUCCAAGGAAGAUUUUUUUGUUUUUCUUGCACUCUUUUUUUAUAUCAGUACAUUCCAUAUAUAUUUAAUAAAUACUUAUAAAUGUAUCUCAAUGUCUCAUUUCAAUAAAUAAAUUGCUUAAGUACAUAA
Messenger RNA from Saccostrea echinata, 2857 nucleotides. RefSeq names its product beta-galactosidase-like. Gene Ontology annotation, molecular function: beta-galactosidase activity. The record is from RefSeq and is a predicted model, not a curated record. The transcript is spliced from 18 exons. Gene Ontology annotation, biological process: carbohydrate metabolic process. Lineage: Eukaryota; Metazoa; Mollusca; Bivalvia; Ostreida; Ostreidae. Bases 18 to 2072 code for a protein of 684 amino acids. Gene Ontology annotation, cellular component: vacuole.